AUGGGUUCCAUCCUUGCCGAAGAGGUCUCCGUCUUCGACCACGUCGAUUACAUCCCUCCCGACCCGAUUUUCGAGCUCACCCUCACCUUCAAUGCCGACAAGGACCCACGCAAGGUGAACCUCGGUCAGGGCACCUACAAGGACGAGCAUGGCAACCCGUGGAUUCUGCCCUCGGUUCGCGGUGCCAAGGAGAAGAUCCGUGAUGCCAACCACGAGUAUCUGCCCAUUCUAGGCCUUUUGCCCUUCCGAACUCAUGUUACCGAGCUGGUGUACGGCAAGGACUCACCGGUCGUGUCUGAGAACAAGGUGGCCGCGAGCCAGUCAUUGUCCGGGACCGGGGCCCUGCAUCUGGCAGGAUCUGUUCUGUACCAGACACUGCCAAAAGACACUAUCGUCUACAUCAACAACCCGACCUGGUCCAAUCACCGCCAGGUUUUUGAGACCAUUGGCUUUGAGGUACGCGACUUCCGCUGGUCCUCGCCAAAAACAGGCAGUCUGGAUCUGCUUUCCAUCCUGGAAGACUUGUCUCAGGCGCCACCUCUCUCGCUUAUCAUCCUCCACGCGAGCGGACACAAUCCGAGUGCCUGUGAUCCCAGCAACGAGCAAUGGCGCCAAAUUGCCACGGUGAUCAAGGACCGGCAGCUGCUGCCCCUGUUUGACGCAGCCUACCUCGGCAUAACGUCUGGCAGCUACGAAGCGGAUGCCUUUGCCAUCCGGCAUUUUGUAAACGACCUGAAGCUAGAGACUGUCAUUUGCGCAUCGUUUGCUAAGAACAUGGGUCUCUACGGUGAGCGAGUUGGAUACGUUUCCAUGGCCACGAAAACUGCGGCGUCGGCCAAAGCAAUGCAGUCAAGACUCGCACAGCAGACUCGCGCCGAGAUAUCGAACCCUCCCGCCUUUGGUGCCCGCAUCGUUGCUGCGGUCCUGGCCGAUGACGAGCUGCGUGCCCAGUGGGAUAGAGACCUGAUCAAGAUGAGCUCGCGGAUCUCCGGCAUGCGCACUGCGCUCUACGAGGGUCUGAAGAAGCGAGACACCCCUGGAGACUGGAAGCCAAUCAUGGAACAGAAGGGCAUGUUUAGUGUCUUGGGGCUUCCCCUUGCAAAGGUUAUGGAGCUAAGAGGGUUAAACGAAGGAAACGUGGAAUACGUAGCCGCAGCGCUAGAUAGCGUACUUCGGUAG
Molecule: messenger RNA, 1179 nt
Organism: Grosmannia clavigera kw1407
Lineage: Eukaryota; Fungi; Ascomycota; Sordariomycetes; Ophiostomatales; Ophiostomataceae
Product: putative aspartate aminotransferase
Exons: 4
Coding region: 1-1179 (392 amino acids)
Biological process (GO): biosynthetic process; amino acid metabolic process
Molecular function (GO): pyridoxal phosphate binding; L-aspartate:2-oxoglutarate transaminase activity
Source: RefSeq, a predicted model, not a curated record